AUCAAAUUUAUUUAUCUACUGGGAUUUUAGACAAGUUGUUGUGUUGUGUUCUGUGUGAAUUCUGAAACAUAACAGUGGGAAUUGAUGGUGGUUCUGAGCUUCCAGGUUGUUCAGGUAAGUCCUCACCGACCCGUAUCAUUGCUUGGACAAAGAGCAUGUGGUAUCAUUAGUAUUCGAUGUGGAAUAGCUGAGCCAUCAGGUGUACCAGCUCCUUUGGGACAAAAGACGCGUUACAAUGAUGGCAUUUUUGAGAAGGCUUUCAUGACACUUUUUGCACGUAAAAUGGAAAGAUUUGCAGAUCCAAUAGGGAAAGAUAAAGAGAAGAAGGGUUGGUGGGAUUGGGGUUAUGAUUAUGAGAGUUUCGUGGAUGUGUCAAAGAGGGUAAUGCAGCGUAGGUCUCGUAUUCAGCAGCAACAAGUGGUUCGAGAGGUUCUCCUAUCUAUGCUUCCUCCAGUUGCUUUAGCUAUGUUACCGCAGUUCAGGAAAUUAUUUCCACCAACAAAAUGGGCUGCAGAGUUUAAUGCUGCAUUGACGGUGCCUUUCUUCCACUGGUUAGUUGGGCCUUCUGAGGUUGUGGAAGUAGAGGUAAAUGGGGUGAAGCAAAAAAGUGGCGUCCAUAUAAAGAAAUGCAGGUACCUGGAGAACAGUGGCUGUGUGGGAAUGUGUGUCAAUAUGUGCAAGUUUCCUACCCAAGAUUUUUUCACAAAUGAAUUUGGACUUCCAUUAACAAUGAUUCCUAAUUUUGAAGACAUGAGUUGUGAUAUGGUGUAUGGCCAAACCCCACCUCCAUUUGAAGAGGACCCAGUUUCCAAACAACCUUGCUAUGCUGAAAUAUGCUCUGUGGCAAAUCCAAGCUCCAGUGUAUGUCCUAAACUACAAGCAUGAACACAUACUCCUUUUGGAAUUAAAUGACAAAAUUUGUGUCUACUAAGCUUCUCAUUUCGACCCGAGGUUGUCCUGUUAUCAUCUAGCUUCAGAAAACUUCAUUUAUCACGCAUGAAGUAAUACCAGCCUUAUACUUUUUUUUUCCCUUUAAUACGGUUAUUGCACUCACAAAUGAUUGGGCACUGUCUUAAGAAUACUGCAUUGUAAAUUUGUAGUUAUAAUGUUAAAUAUUAGUUACAUAUCACUUUGGUGCA
Molecule: messenger RNA, 1139 nt
Organism: Gastrolobium bilobum
Lineage: Eukaryota; Viridiplantae; Streptophyta; Magnoliopsida; Fabales; Fabaceae
Product: beta-carotene isomerase D27, chloroplastic
Exons: 6
Coding region: 85-885 (266 amino acids)
Molecular function (GO): iron ion binding
Source: RefSeq, a predicted model, not a curated record